Molecule: messenger RNA, 381 nt
Organism: Sugiyamaella lignohabitans
Lineage: Eukaryota; Fungi; Ascomycota; Dipodascomycetes; Dipodascales; Trichomonascaceae
Product: L3118
Exons: 1
Coding region: 1-381 (126 amino acids)
Source: RefSeq, a predicted model, not a curated record
AUGCGGAAUUCCCAGAAUUUAACUGUUUUAUCGGCACUGGCUGUGACAAGAGUUUUACCAUCGGCACUAAUAUCCAGUGACCAAAUAGCACCUGUAUGGGCAUCAGUAAGCUCCUCUUGUAUCGAUGAACUAGCAAUAUCGUAUAAUGCAAGGGUUCCCUCUUUAGUUCCGGUCACAACCAGAGCAUCUCCUGGCAGAAAACUGCAACAUAAAAUGUAUCCACAAUCAAGGAAAGUUCUCAAGCAGUUGUUUGUUUUGAUAUUCCAUAGUUUCAAGGAGCCAUUCGCAGCACUGACAACCAUUUUUUUGUCAGAACUUAUGGACAAAGCUCUGAUAUCAGAACGGUGGCCAGCAAGAUCGAUAGCAUAUGAUCUAGUAUAA